GAAAAGACAAUUUUCCUUCAAAAGGAUUAUUUAAUGAAUUUGGUAAAUUUAUCAAUCCUGAUGUAAAGCUUGAUAAUGAAAUGAUUUUGGAUAAUCAAGAGCUAAAUGAUUCAUUUAAUCAAUGUGAAAAUGUGAAAUUGGAGAAAUUUGUUGUAAAUGAGAAGGAAGAUGAUGAUUUUGGUGUUUUGAAUGUAGUGAAGGAAGUAGUUUUGAUGAAUUUGAUUGCUAUCUUGGAUAAAAUUUAUAAUUUACGGGUAUUAGAUAGUCACAAAAAUAAAGUAAAACCUGUGUCUAUAGAAGAUCUUGUAUAUAAUUCACAUGAAAUGAUGAAUGCUAACUUGACUUGGAGUUCAUUUAUAGAACUUUGGAGGAGUGAUCAAGGAUGUGUUAUUGAAUUUUACAUGAAAAAAAAUACUUCAUUGAUCUCUUCAGAUUUUGAAAAUGUGGUUUCUGCUAUUCUCUCGGGUAAUUUAAAUCAGGAGAAUUUCUUGAACUUCAAUGAUCAAUUGUUACCAAAAUCAUCUUCUUUUAAUAAUGAUAUGACAUCAUCAAGUAUAAAAUUAUGUGAUCAUCCUGAAAAGGUAUUAUACAACACAAAAAAAAAUUUGAGUUCUAAAUCUUCGUCUUCAGUAUUUGGUGAAAAAAUUUCAGCUGAUGAUGCUGAUUUAUUUGGUUCAAGCAAACCUAAUGAACAAAACAACAAGAUAAUAAUAAUUGGAUUUCAUCUACUGAUCUUUCAUUUUUAUAAUCCUUUACCAAUUCCAAACCUUCAAAUUCACACAAAUUAUCAGCAAGAUACAUUUUUUGAUUUUUCAGAAUUUACUAGUGUUGCCUUCAAAGUUGAAACAGGAAUAAGUAUCACAAAAUAUAUUCGAUUCAAAUCGUAUAUGUCUUCAAUGAAUGUUAGUUUUACAACGGAUUCUUCAGAAUUUGAUGAAAUGGUAUCAGCAUAUAAUCAUUGA
This is a messenger RNA of Funneliformis caledonium, 962 nucleotides long. Lineage: Eukaryota; Fungi; Glomeromycota; Glomeromycetes; Glomerales; Glomeraceae. The record is from the annotation of a GenBank genome assembly.